UUCCAGGCAGGUAUUAAUGAAAAUGACUUUUAUGACGGGGCGUGGUGCGCCGGAAGGAACGACCUCCAUCAGUGGAUUGAAGUGGAUGCCAGACGUCUGACCAGAUUCACUGGUGUCAUCACUCAAGGAAGGAACUCGCUCUGGCUGAGUGACUGGGUGACCUCCUAUAAGGUCAUGGUGAGCAAUGACAGCCAUACAUGGGUCACUGUUAAGAAUGGAUCUGGAGACAUGAUAUUUGAAGGAAACAGUGAAAAGGAGAUCCCUGUUCUCAACGAGCUGCCCAUCCCCAUGGUGGCCCGCUACAUCCGCAUCAACCCACAGUCCUGGUUCGAUAACGGGAGCAUCUGCAUGAGGAUGGAGAUCCUUGGCUGUCCAUUGCCGGAUCCAAAUAACUACUAUCACCGACGGAAUGAAAUGACCACAACUGAUAACCUGGAUUUUAAGCACCACAACUAUAAGGAAAUGCGCCAGUUGAUGAAGGUCGUGAAUGAAAUGUGCCCCAAUAUCACCAGAAUUUACAACAUUGGCAAGAGCCACCAGGGGCUGAAGCUGUACGCCGUGGAGAUCUCCGACCACCCCGGGGAGCACGAAGUCGGUGAGCCUGAGUUCCACUACAUCGCAGGGGCCCAUGGCAACGAGGUGCUGGGCCGGGAGCUGAUGCUUCUGCUGAUGCAGUUCCUGUGCCAGGAGUACUUGGCCCGGAACCCACGCAUCGUCUACCUGGUAGAAGAGACCCGGAUUCACAUCCUCCCCUCCCUCAACCCCGACGGCUACGAGAAGGCCUAUGAAGGGGGCUCAGAGCUGGGAGGCUGGUCCCUGGGACGCUGGACCCACGACGGGAUUGACAUCAACAACAACUUUCCUGACUUGAACACGCUGCUCUGGGAGGCAGAGGACCGAACGAACACACCAAGGAAAGUUCCGAAUCACUAUAUUGCAAUUCCUGAGUGGUUUCUGUCUGAAAAUGCCACGGUGGCGGUGGAGACCAGGGCAGUCAUAGCCUGGAUGGAAAAAAUCCCCUUCGUGCUGGGCGGCAACCUGCAGGGAGGCGAGCUGGUGGUGGCGUACCCCUACGACAUGGUGAGGUCCCUGUGGAAGACGCAGGAGCAUACCCCCACGCCCGACGACCACGUGUUCCGCUGGCUGGCCUACUCCUACGCCUCCACACACCGCCUCAUGACUGAUGCCAGGAGGAGGGUGUGCCACACGGAAGACUUCCAGAAGGAGGAUGGGACUGUCAAUGGGGCUUCCUGGCACACUGUGGCUGGAAGUCUCAACGAUUUCAGCUACCUUCACACAAACUGCUUUGAGCUGUCCAUCUACGUGGGCUGUGACAAAUAUCCACACGAGAGCGAGCUGCCGGAGGAGUGGGAGAAUAAUCGGGAAUCCUUAAUCGUCUUCAUGGAGCAGGUUCAUCGUGGCAUCAAAGGCCUGGUGAGAGAUGUACAUGGAAAGGGAAUUCCAAACGCCGUGAUCUCUGUGGAAGGCGUUAACCACGACAUCCGAACAGCCAGCGAUGGGGAUUACUGGCGCCUCCUGAACCCCGGAGAGUAUGCGGUCACCGCCAAGGCAGAAGGUUUCACCUCGUCCACCAGGAACUGCAUGGUCGGCUAUGACAUGGGGGCCACGCGCUGCGACUUCACACUCGGCAAAACCAACCUGGCCAGGAUCAGAGAGAUCAUGGAGAAGUUCGGGAAGCAGCCGGUCAGCCUGCCAGCCAGGCGGCUGAAGCUGCCCAGGCGGAGGAGACGACAGCGUGGGUGACACCCCAACAAUUGAGACAUGUCCUGGACCCCUGCAGAUUAAACCACCCUGGUCGUAGCUCCGUAGAGGACUUGCUCACUGUUUUCUCUGUAAUUCAAGAAGGCCCGGGAGAAUGUGUGCACUGCAAGGCUGGUUCCUGGGGAAGGGCUGAAGGCUAGGGAUAUUUUCUUUUCUUUGUUCCCAUUUAUCUAAAUAACUUGGGCAGAGCAGCAGAGAAAGGCUGGUAGGAGUGAGAGAAUUCACCAAGGCAACCUGGGAGUCUGAGAAAGCGAGGAGCUUGCCUGUCGAGGGCCUCCUGGCUGCACGGGAAGGGAAACCGUGCUUCCCCCGUUUGCGUGACAGCGAGAGUUCCCUUGCAUUUGCAAUUUGCACGGCUAAACUGCAGCCUUCCCAGGGCCCUGCUGUCCCAAAUGUUACUGUUUGAGAUGCUCAUGGGCAUUUUAAGGGAAUCCACCCUCUUUGGUCUGGGACAUUCCAAGCUGCUGCAGAUAACUGCUGUACUCUGUUGACAAUAGAGACAUGACCAAGUGAGCCUUGGUCAGCCUCUAGAGUCAGUUUCGUUUCCCUUCAACGAAGGAUCAUGUUCAUAAAAGGGGAGAAAGGCUGCAAUCGUGCAAAAGUGGUUGUUGGGCAGCAGGUGUGCACUGGGGCUCACAGAGAACCCCCCAAACUCCCUGCUGGUCCAGUAGCCGCGGGGGCUCCCUGGGUGGGGAGGGCAGGAGGUGCCAGGCUUCCUGAGGGACCAGAUGUCCAGCCUGGCUCUUGUCUUUGACCUGCCGGGACUUGAAAAGAGCCAGAAGGAGGCUAACCUGCCCUCUCUCUGGUCAAGAUAGUCCUCCUUUCCUGGGAAUGGGUCCUAAGUUGGCCUGACCUCACUAUGGGAGUUAUUUUUGGUGGGUAGGAUGCCGGACCUUCCAGAUUAAGCUAAAUUUGAUGAAAAGCUCUUAGAAUUAUCUGUGGAGCGUUGGUUCGGGAGGAGUUAUUGAAUUACCAUGCAAGAAAAUUUGUCUCACUUUUUAUUAAUGUUGCUGCCUCACUCACCUGGGGAGAAUGAGAAAAAUAAAGAAAGCAAAUGGUGAGAUCCUU
Messenger RNA from Ceratotherium simum simum (southern white rhinoceros), 2850 nucleotides. Lineage: Eukaryota; Metazoa; Chordata; Mammalia; Perissodactyla; Rhinocerotidae. The record is from RefSeq and is a predicted model, not a curated record.